This is a messenger RNA of Phanerochaete carnosa HHB-10118-sp, 1207 nucleotides long. RefSeq lists its product as uncharacterized. NCBI's taxonomy places the organism in Eukaryota, Fungi, Basidiomycota, Agaricomycetes, Polyporales, Phanerochaetaceae. Gene Ontology annotation, biological process: cytoplasmic translation. Gene Ontology annotation, cellular component: cytoplasm. The record is from RefSeq and is a predicted model, not a curated record. Gene Ontology annotation, molecular function: GTP binding; GTPase activity. The transcript has 14 exons. Bases 24 to 1115 code for a protein of 363 amino acids.
UCAUUCUUGACGUGUUAAAAUAAAUGCUGAACACUGGAAACAUCGUAGAGGAGAUGGCGAGGACGCAGAAAAAUAAGGCCACGGAGUAUCACCUUGGCUUGUUGAAGGCGAAGCUUGCACGAUAUCGCGCCCAGCUGCUCGAGCCGGCGACAAAGUCGUCAGGUGGGGGGACAGGCUUCGAUGUACAAAAGUCUGGAGAUGCCAGAGUCGCUUUGAUCGGGUUCCCCUCAGUCGGAAAGUCUACGCUUCUCAAUAAAUGCACGCACACAGUCUCCGAAGCCGCCGCGUACGAAUUCACAACUCUUACUGCUAUUCCUGGGGUACUAGAGUACCAAGGUGCACGCAUUCAGCUUUUGGAUCUGCCAGGAAUCGUCGAAGGCGCCAGUCAAGGCCGUGGUCGAGGCCGUCAGGUCGUAUCCACGGCCAAGACCGCGGAUCUAAUUCUCAUAAUGCUGGAUGCCACUAAAUCGGACGAGCAGCGGAGGUUGCUAGAGAUUGAACUGGAUGCGGUCGGCAUAAGGCUAAACAAGAGGAAGCCGGAUGUCGUGUUCAAGAGGAAGACUACGGGCGGAAUAACGCUCAAUACCACGGUCAAGCUCACAAAGACUGAUGAGAAGACGAUCCGGAGCAUUCUAGCCAGCUACAAGCUUCACAACUGCGAUGUCAUGAUCAGGGAAGACAUCACCACAGACGAGUUCAUCGAUGUCCUCAUUGGCACAAGAAAAUAUCUCCCGUGUCUCUAUGUCUACAACAAGAUUGAUGCCAUCAGCCUUGAGCAGGUCGAUAAGCUUGCUCAUCAAACCCACACUGUGGUUAUUAGUUGUGAGGCAGGCCUAAACUUGGAUUACCUCAUCAAGCGGAUCUGGGACGAGCUCGGCUUAGUAAAGGUGUACACGAAGAAACGUGGGGCACAUCCUGAUCUUGACGACCCUGUCUGUCUAAGAAAGGGUGCGACCAUCGAGGACAUUUGUAACGGCAUUCACCGGUCGCUAGCCCCAAACUUCAGAUAUGCGCUCGUAUGGGGCAGGUCGUCUAAAUUCAGCCCGCAUGCUCAAAAGGUCGGGCUGAAUCAUCAGCUGCAGGAUGAAGAUGUAGUAUCGAUCUUUACAAAAUAGGACUGCCAGGGCCGGGUGGUAUGUCCGAUAUGCCGUGUAGUAUAGUGUCUGUGAAGAAUUGUGUACAUGUUCACAUGUUUUCCUGCAUUUGC